AUGUCGUCUUCGGCUGUUCACUUUCCCACGCCGUCGUGGCAGGCCGCGCGCCGGGGGCGCCGCCGGGUGCCUGCCGUCGUGGCCACCGCCACGCCGACAGCGGCUCCGGCUACGCCUCAGCCACCGGCCUCGCUGACAGAGGGGGCGGAGACAUCGAGGCUGGAGCCGCGGGUGGAGCGGCGGGAGGGGGGUUACUGGGUCCUGAAGGAGAAGUUCCGGCAGGGCAUCAACCCGCAGGAGAAGGUGAAACUGGAGAAGGAGCCCAUGUCUCUGUUCAUGGAGGGCGGUAUCCGCGACCUCGCCGCCACCCCGCUGGAGGACAUUGAGGCCUCAAAGCUCUCCAAGGACGACAUCGACGUGCGCCUCAAGUGGCUCGGCCUCUUCCACCGCCGCAAGCAGCAGUGUAAGGCCCUCGCUCUCUACCUCUGCUGACCGAUUAAUUCUCCCGUAUCUGGAGCCAUCUCCCGAGCUUCGACGUUGACCUUUCAGAUGGGCGGUUCAUGAUGAGGCUGAAGCUUCCCAAUGGGGUGACGACCAGCGAGCAGAUCCGCUAUUUGGCGGGAGUCAUAGAGGCAUACGGAGAGGAGGGCUGCGGGGACGUAACCACGCGGCAGAACUGGCAGAUCCGGGGAGUGCAGCUGCCCGACGUGCCGGGGAUCCUCGACGGGCUUGCCGGCGUCGGCCUCAGCAGCCUCCAGAGCGGCAUGGACAACGUCCGCAACGCCGUCGGCAAUCCGCUUGCUGGCUUCGACCCACAUGAGAUUGUCGACACCCGCCCCUACGCCAACCUCCUCUCGCAGUUCAUCACCGGCAACGACCGGGGAAACCCCGCCGUCACAAACCUGUGAGUGCCCGCCGUGAGCUCGCCCCCAUCGGACCAAGAAACUGAAGGAGCUGCUCCGCCUGAUUCAAUUCGACUUCCCUAUGUUCUUCGUCGCAGGCCGAGGAAGUGGAAUGCGUGCGUGGUGGGCUCGCAUGACCUGUACGAGCAUCCGCACAUCAACGACCUUGCCUACAUGCCGGCAACCAAGGAGGGGAGGUUCGGCUUCAACCUCCUCGUGGGAGGCUUCAUCAGCCCCAAGCGGUGGGCGGAGGCGGUGCCGCUCGACGCCUGGGUACCCGGGGACGACGUCGUCCCGGUCUGCCGGGCCGUGCUCGAGGCAUACCGUGACCUCGGCACGCGUGGCAACCGGCAGAAGACCCGCAUGAUGUGGCUCAUCGACGAGCUCGGGAUAGAGGCCUUCCGCGCGGAGGUGGAGAGGCGGAUGCCGCAGGGAGUGCUCCUGCGGGCGGCCUCGCCGGCGGAGGAGCUAGUGAACAAGGACUGGCUCCGGCGGGACUACCUCGGCGUGCACCCGCAGAAGCAACAGGGCCUCUGCUUCGUGGGCCUGCACGUGCCAGUAGGCCGCGUCCAGGCCGCGGACAUGUUCGAACUGGCGAGGAUCGCCGACGAGUAUGGCACCGGCGAGCUGCGGCUGACGGUGGAGCAGAACGUGGUGAUCCCGAACGUGCCGGAUGGGAGGGUCGCGGCUAUGCUGGAAGAGCCACUCCUGCGGGAGAGGUUCUCACCCGAGCCGAGCGCACUGAUGAGAGGGCUAGUGGCAUGCACGGGGAACCAGUUCUGCGGUCAGGCCAUCAUCGAGACGAAGGCGAGGGCGAUGCGGGUGGCGGAGGAGGCGGAGAGAAGGGUGUCACUCCCCGCGGGGAAGAGUGUGAGGAUGCACUGGACGGGCUGCCCCAACAGCUGCGCACAGGUGCAGGUGGCGGAUAUCGGCUUCAUGGGGUGCAUGGCCAGGGACUCCGCCGGGAAGGUGUGCGAGGCGGUCGACAUCUACCUGGGUGGCCGGGUGGGAAGCGACUCUCACCUGGGGAGCGUCCACAAGAAAGGAGUGCCCUGCAAGGACCUAGUCCCCGUCCUUGUGGAUAUCCUGGUGGAGCACUUCGGAGCGGUUCCUCGGGAGAGGGAGGAGGACUAG
This is a messenger RNA of Spirodela intermedia, 1976 nucleotides long. Lineage: Eukaryota; Viridiplantae; Streptophyta; Magnoliopsida; Alismatales; Araceae. The record is from the annotation of a GenBank genome assembly.